Molecule: messenger RNA, 8041 nt
Organism: Phascolarctos cinereus (koala)
Lineage: Eukaryota; Metazoa; Chordata; Mammalia; Diprotodontia; Phascolarctidae
Gene: MAPK10
Product: mitogen-activated protein kinase 10
Biological process (GO): protein phosphorylation
Molecular function (GO): ATP binding; MAP kinase activity
Source: RefSeq, a predicted model, not a curated record
AGCCUUCUGUCCCUUGCCUCUGGUAGGUUCCACAAUGGUACAGGCAGCAUCACGCUGCACAAUGGUUUCCAGGCAGUGAAAGAGGGUGAUUCAGCAAGCACUCUUCUUUUUUUUCUCCCUCCCCCCUCCCUUUAUUUUGAUUUUAAGGGUGAUUCUUGCUACAAGCUUAUUUUUCCUUUUUCCAUUUUUUUUGUGCAAAUUCCUUUAAGCCCUCUUGACCUCCAAUUUCUGGAGCUUGAAGAAUUUUAAGAUUGCAUUUUCUGGAAAUCACCUUUUUAUCAUUAAUUCUAAACAAUUCCCCAUCCCCCAAAGAAGCCCUUCCUCAUUCCAAUUUGGAAUGUGGUUAUGAGAAGCAAGUAGGGAGUUACUUGAUGGUGCAAACAGUGCUGGACCAGGAUCCUAAUUCUCAGGCACGGCAUGUAUGGUGCCAGUGGUAGAUGGCUACCUGGGGAAGCUGGAGGCCAACUGGAAGAGUCUGAAUGGAGUCCCCUGGCACAUGAUCUGUUUCUUCCUGGCUGCUUGCAAAAUUUUCUCUUUGAUUUGGGAGCUGUGGAUCUUGGCAACCAUAUUUCUGGGUAUUUAUGAGCCGCUACUUCCUAUCCUACUUCAGUGAACCUACCUUCGAUGUGAAAAUUGCCUUUUGUCAGGUGUGUGUUUCUUACAGGUAAAACAAGGGAUUUGAUAAACAAGUGGAUGUGUCAUAUAUUGCCAAACAUUACAACAUGAGCAAAAGCAAAGUAGACAACCAGUUCUACAGUGUUGAAGUGGGAGAUUCAACGUUCACAGUCCUCAAACGCUGCCAGAAUCUAAAGCCUAUUGGUUCUGGGGCUCAGGGAAUCGUUUGUGCUGCGUAUGAUGCUGUCCUUGACAGAAAUGUGGCCAUUAAGAAGCUCAGCAGACCAUUUCAGAACCAAACACAUGCCAAACGAGCCUAUAGAGAGCUGGUCCUCAUGAAGUGUGUGAAUCAUAAAAACAUUAUCAGUUUAUUAAAUGUCUUCACACCACAGAAAUCACUGGAAGAGUUCCAAGAUGUCUACCUUGUGAUGGAAUUGAUGGAUGCAAACUUGUGUCAGGUAAUUCAAAUGGAAUUGGAUCACGAGCGCAUGUCUUACCUCCUGUACCAAAUGUUAUGUGGCAUCAAGCACCUUCACUCUGCCGGGAUCAUCCACAGGGAUUUAAAGCCCAGUAACAUUGUGGUGAAGUCUGACUGCACAUUGAAAAUUCUGGACUUUGGACUGGCCAGGACUGCAGGCACCAGUUUCAUGAUGACUCCGUAUGUGGUGACACGUUAUUACAGAGCACCAGAAGUCAUCCUGGGAAUGGGCUACAAAGAGAAUGUGGAUAUAUGGUCUGUAGGAUGCAUUAUGGGAGAAAUGGUUCGCCACAAAAUUCUCUUCCCAGGAAGGGAUUAUAUUGAUCAGUGGAACAAAGUAAUCGAGCAACUAGGAACACCAUGCCCAGAAUUCAUGAAGAAAUUGCAACCCACAGUAAGAAACUAUGUGGAGAAUCGGCCCAAGUAUGCAGGGCUUACUUUCCCCAAGCUUUUUCCAGAUUCCCUCUUCCCUGCUGACUCCGAGCACAAUAAACUUAAAGCCAGCCAAGCCAGGGACCUUUUGUCAAAGAUGUUAGUGAUUGAUCCAGCCAAAAGGAUUUCAGUGGAUGAUGCCUUACAGCAUCCGUAUAUCAAUGUCUGGUACGAUCCUGCAGAAGUGGAGGCGCCUCCUCCACAGAUAUAUGAUAAACAGCUGGAUGAAAGGGAACAUACCAUUGACGAAUGGAAAGAGCUGAUCUAUAAGGAAGUAAUGAAUUCUGAAGAAAAGACUAAAAAUGGAGUAGUAAAAGGACAACCUUCUCCUUCAGGUGCAGCAGUGAACAGCAGUGAGAGCCUCCCUCCAUCUUCUUCUGUCAAUGACAUCUCCUCCAUGUCCACUGACCAGACCCUGGCAUCCGACACUGAUAGUAGCUUGGAGACCUCGGCAGGACCACUUGGUUGUUGCAGGUGACUAGCCGCCUGCCUGCGAAACCCAGCGUUCUUCAGAAGAUGAGGAAACGGGAAAGAUGCACAACCGUGCGUGUGAGAUGUGAUAAUUAAGAGAAAAUGGGAAGAGAACAACAUCUAAAAUUGAAACCAAUCUUUCAGCUUGCUUCUUCUGCAGAGCUAUGUAUUGCAACUCAGCCCAAGUGUAUAUUUAACUUAUAAUUGCUCUGCUUUCUUCUUCUUCUUCUUCCAGUGAUGCUUACUGCAGAAAACAACACACACACACACACACACACACACACACACACUCACAUACAAUUAAAGAAGCCUUUUCCCAUAAAGUAUCCAUGAAUGGCUACCAAACCAGCAACCUGCACCCACCCUUUCACUGGCAUGGCAAGGUGUGCAGUGGCCCCUGCAUGUGUGUCUGUCUUGCAUCUACCUGCUCCUUUUGGCCUAGUCAGAUGGAUGUAGCUACAGAUCCACAUGUGUCUCUAUACACACAGCACGGCAUUUACAUAGAGAUGAUAGUCUUCAGUGCUGUCCAAAUGCAGUACAUACUGUGUUACUCUGUGGUCCAUUUCGUGUGAACUCUUACUAUGACAUAAACCGUCUGUAAUAUCUUACCAGCAUAUAAGCUGUUUAGUUUGUUAAUUAAGUUGUAUGUCUUAUAAGAAGCUUUGUAAAAGGGGAAAAAAUUGUGAGCGAGCACUCUCAGAUUCUUGAAGAUAAUGUAGCAUCCAGAUUUGAGCUGAUUAAAAUGUUAUCUGUAUACCAGUUUGUAGAGAGGAUAUAUGUGAUGUCGUUUCAUAGGGGGAACAGUAUCAUGGAGGUGUGAAAAUGGACCAGUCUGGAAAGGUGUGCAAGCACCAUAGAGGGAAAGCAACCUAGAGAGAAGCCGAGGUCUUCCUCCUGUAGGGGACAGGUCUGCCUCCCAGGGCAUGAGCCUCUCAACUAGGAUUAACGAGAGGACAUUUUCUAGUGGUUAGUAUCUACUGACUAAUGUGUGUGUCAGAAAGCUCCUGCUGAAUUGGGAUCAUCAGUGCAUACAUGUUGGCAGCAACACUCUGUCCAUGAAAAAAAAAUUGGGUCUUCUCUGUGGCACUUCAUUGUAGGAAGUUCAUUAUUGCCAGCACUGAUCCUUUUCUUAACUACUUCAGAUCCUCUCUAUUUGUUAUCCACGAAUGAGCUGCUGUCCAUAUCCAGUUAGUGAUGUACCCAGCUGGGAUUUCUAUUUUUAACAAAAACAACAAAUAACCCUUGUCCCUUUGAGAAUGACAAAUUAAGGUGAAAUCUGAGAAAUGUAGCAUGACCCUCCAGGUACGUGUGUGACAACUCCCACAAAGAUGUAAGUAAUUCUCCUGUGAGCUGUUUUGUAAUUCCCCCAUCUCCCCCAUUUUUCCAACAGUUUUUAUAAUCUUGACCUAUUAACCUAAUAAUGAAAGGGACAGCUGGUUGUAAAUUUUGGUAAUAAGGAUAAACUUGUCUGCAGUAACUUAGCGAAGAAGUUAUGGCUGCAAAAUAGUUAUAGCAAUACAAAUCCCUUUUAAAAGCCAUGGAGUAUCAGUGUCAGUGUCAAGCAACAUCACCUUACAUUAACUGUGUUUGUAAAAGUAUUUCAAGGGACCCUGUAAAGUUUACUGAAUGUCACGAAGGCAAUAACAGUGACGACUUCUUAGCAAUAACAGGGACCAGUUACAGUCUUUCCUUUUAUUCACGUAGGUAAGGUAAUCACCACAGUUACUCUGCACUUCAGCUAUUGUGGUGCUCAUUCGGGUGGUGAUAUUUCACUAGAGGAAGUUAUAAACUCUUGGGAUAACUGAAAGACAGCGUAGUUAGGGUGACUUCCAAAAGCAAUCAUUUUAAUAAAUGGAAAAACAAUAGGAAAUGAGAAAAUCCACAAAACUGCCUUAAAAAUAAAUGGGGAUAAAGAAGCUAUCAUUUUCUUAAGCAAUAGUCAACAGGGGAGUCCUUGCCCUUGAAAUAACAACUGCCAAUGGGGCCUGAUGGUGUUUAAGAUAAAUGGCUAGGUACAACCUUUCCUGCAGAUUCAAAAUGCUCUCAGAAGCUUCUGCUACUGUCAUCCUAUGUUAGUAUAUUAAAUAUCCUGAGAGGUGCCCUCUCUGACAUUUCGUCUGCCCCACUCUACAAUUUCCCCCUUUUUUUCCUUUCCCCCUUCCUUCAUCUCUCUUCCUUUUUGACCCAUUUCCAUGUUUAAUACCCGAGACUUGCGCAUCCUGAUUCUUUUACCUUGACUUUUCUUUCGUAAGAUCCAACGUGAAGACUACAGGCAGCUUUGGGAAGGGGAAGUGAGUCUCCAGAGAGGUAUCCAUAGUCAAUUCAUAGUGGACCACUCAGGGAAGUGCUAACCUUCUUUUCACAAUAUGGUCAUCUCUCCUGAGGGAGCAAAAGUGAUGAUGGUUUUUUCACUCAGGUUAAAGCAAGAGUCUGCUCUUUCCUCUCCUAGUGCUUCCCACGCCCCUGAGGCUAAUCAGGCUUCUCCUGCUUUGACAAGAUCUGAAGUUGCUUGCCUCUAGGCCUGUCUCUUUUGUGCAAACAGGACAGUGUAACCAGAGUUGAAGUGUUUGUAAGAUUGAAGCCACAUUUGGGUUACCCCUACCCUUUAAAUUCUGCUAAUUAAUUCAAUGAUGUGGCAGCAAUGGAAUUAGAGAUCUUUCUUCUCCCCCAGUUGACCACCAUUUGCUUCUAUCUAUUUGAGUAUCACCAAUAUGUAAUUUAUUAUUAUUCAGAUAUUUGUGAGACAUUUAGAUAUUUGUGAGAAAAAGAUAUUCUAUUUCGUACUUUACCAAAUUCUCUACUGCUUUACCUAAGAAACAUCAUUUCCCCUCACCAUAUAGCCAAAAAGAAGCUGUUUAUUCUUAUUCUUGACACACUCAUUGGUCCUAAUGAUAUCAGACCACCUGAAUGUAUAAACCAGAGAAGAAGGUCAUGGCUGUGGUGGAGGUCUAGCCUUGGAGCCUACAGCUGGCACAAUGAAGAAAGAAACAGCCUUCUUCUAGUGCCUUUAGAGGAAUCUGUUUCACUUUACCCCAGUAAGAAUUGGAGUCCUACCCAGAGUAUUGCCAAUACUUCCUGGGAAGGAGAAAGGGAUGUAGUGUCACAGGGAAGAGUUAAAUUUCCAUGAUUUUCUGGCAAACCCACUACUUUAGUAACUUUUUGGGUAUGUUAUGCUUAUGUGCUAUGUGGAGCAUUGUGGUAAUAUUUAUGGGGUGAAUCUUUGGCCUUGCAUCAUAACUUCCCAUUGUAGAAAACUGAGCUUAUGACAUUUAUUAACCCUGAAUCUUCAAGAAUCUGAUGAUUGAAUUUGUCAAGAUAUUCUUCAUUGUGUGAGCAGGCCAUGGCCAACUCCCGUUAGGCAAAGAAUGACCAGAUGUAAACCAGGCUGUUUAUUUGAAUAUACAGCCCAUUUUGUAUGUCAGAAGUAGAGAAAUGUCAGUUGGGGCUAUGAAUGUCACCUUUACAUCUGAUAAGUCAGAAAAUGGCCCUGUGUAUAUGAAAUGCAUAUAUUCUAUUUUGGCCUGUCAGGAAAAACAUGGUUGUAAGUACUUUUAUUUUAUUUUGUGGGGCAACUUAAAUAUUAAUUACAAUAGUCGUAUUAGUUAUACUAAACACAUUAAGAACUGUGUUUUUGACUGCUUAAAAAAACGGAACCAAAAAACAAAUGGAAAUUUAAAUCUUAAAGGAGUUGAACUUUUUGAUAGGAACGUUACUUGUUCUUUCUGAAAAGGACAUUUUUCUUCACUCUAAGGACCAAUUCAAAUUGCACACACUAGUGGGGGCUUUUUUGUUCCAAUUACGUGGGGUCUGAAAAAAAAAGAGAACUUCCUACUUGACCCACUGUACUUUUUAGCUCUGGUAGCCCAAUAUUGUACACUGAUGUUAUCCCACCAAGCAGAUGAAAUGCUUUCUGGAAGAGAAGAUAUUUACAAUGUAAAUAGCUGUAUUGAUUUUCUUUCCUAUAAUUAAAAAUGUAAGACUAUACUUUUCUUUUGAAGCCAAGCCAGAUCACUUGCAAUUCUAAACUUGUUUGACCUGGAUUCAUUUACUUGGCCAAUCAUGUUCAAAUGGAAAUCCUCGAUUUACACGUUGAAUACUGUAUAUUUAACCUGGGUAUAUGGGACUUACGGUCAGUAUAUCCUCAUUGUAAUGAAAUUUUCACAUUGCCAUGCCCAUGUUAUUACAAGACCCAACUUGAACCUGCCUGUAAUGCCAUGUGAUUGAACUUAAAAGUACAUCAAUCAUUAUUGAGAACUCUCAUGUAGUGGUGUUGGGGGGGGAAAUAUUUUAAAUGCAUAUUAAUUUCUUAGUUCUAGAUCAAUACUGGAAAUGAGAGGAGGAGAUAUGCUCAGCAUCAUUGCAAGAUGUCAACUGUGAGAGCUUGUUACUGUUAGACACCAUGGGGGAAAAGGGGAAAUUUGUGUUAAUGAAGGCUUUAACCCCUUUUUGCAUUCUCUUGUUUACUAUUUUUAAUACCUGUGGGCAGCACAUGAGAACCAUGUGGGACUCUGGUUUCUUCAACUCGUGGUAUUUUGAGGUACAAGUCAGGAGGAAUUUGUUUCCCCUGAAAUCAAAACCAAAAACCAAAAGCUUGCUGGACUUGCUCUGUGAAGAUUUUGUCUUCUUUUCCUGUAUUUUUCAUGUCACGCUGUCUCUGAAACCGGUCGCUUUGUUUCACUUCGGCACCCAGUGCUGAACAUUUGAAAUGUGCCUGUCAAGGUUCCAGGAGAAAAAAUGAAGACUGAGGACAAGAUGAAUGAAUGGCUUUGCAGGAGGAAAGACCUUUAAGCAUGUGAACGGACCUUAGAGAAACAGACACCUUUCACUGUGGAGAGAUAGUGAUAUUUAAACGUGACAGUUUUUUUUUCCUUCUUAAUGUAACCUAGGGUUCAACUGAUUUCCUCAGCAGACAAAGGGAUAAAGUGGAUACCCAAACUGCAUCAUGGGAAUGGUGGCCCCAGACAGAUGGCUUCUCUUCCUGCCCUAAGGAAGGGGUGAGACUGUUGUUGUCUGAGCCAGGAUGGGGUGCAACCUCUCAGGGACUUUUUGACUAGGCCAGCAGCAGAAGCUGAGGGGCCCUCAGGAAGGAGACAAACAAUGGAGGGGCCUGCUAUGGCCAGAGCCCAUCCCAAGACCCCAACGCUGUAGGGUGGGCCAAACUCUUCCUCUGUUCUUGACUUUGGGUUUAGUUUGGGUCUUUGAAAACAUGUCACCUUUGAAAUAAAACUAUGAUAGAUCAUCGUUUUAAAGGAUAGAGAAACUCUGGAGUAAAUGCUAACCACCUGCUUGUGGAGGUGGAUGCCGAGGGGGAGGUGUGAAGGAAAAGUAUUUUUCCUUGUUUUCUUCAGUCUCUCUCAGAGAAAUAGUUUGGCCCUGUCCCCACAGAAUACUUUGAGUGGGCCAAGGAACAAGCUGGAGAACCAAGCCCUAAGUACAUUCCAUUGUUGGCCUCUGUGCAGAGUGGAUUCAGAGCCCCCUCUCCUGAGCCUUUCUUCCUCCUGCUCCCCCCUUCCACUAUCCCCCAUCAUGCUGUGAUCCACUAGGAAAAUUUUCUGUUGCCAUCAAAGACUGGGAUAGUCUUACUCACUCCCAGGGUAGGGAGAGCACAUUAGCAUCUGAGACCACGAUUCCCACAAUUCACAGACAUGUUUCCUGUCUUUUCCCUGGCCCUCAGAAGAAGUCAGCCAGAACACCCAAUUACAUAAAUAAGGCAUUUAUAUCAGAAUAUAGUCUCGUUAUGUAUCUGCAAAUGAGUAGAAUUACCUCCUCAGUUCUGUCUGGGAGGUAACAUGGAAGUGAUAUACAAAAUCAAUACUAAAAAAAGGAAUUCAUAGCUUUCAAAGAGGAAGGUUUGGUAGGUGGAAUGGUGUUAAUUUUUAUCAAUUAUAAUCUGAGCAAUGAUUAACCACCAGAAUGAUUUACAUCAGGAGAAAGAGGGGGUAACAAAAGAGAAAAGUAUAGGCAGAAGUAUGAGAAGCCAUAUUUUCCCAAACAGUCAGUCUAUGUUUCCCAAAGGUAUUUACAAAUAAAAUAAAUAGAAUUCUA